Messenger RNA from Penicillium taxi, 912 nucleotides. Its product is annotated as endo alpha-1,4 polygalactosaminidase. The record is from RefSeq and is a predicted model, not a curated record. NCBI's taxonomy places the organism in Eukaryota, Fungi, Ascomycota, Eurotiomycetes, Eurotiales, Aspergillaceae. The transcript has a single exon. The coding region runs from base 1 to 912 and encodes 303 amino acids.
AUGUCUUCCUCUCAAUGGCUCGUCAAGGGAAAGGUCCUGGGAGUUUUUUUCAUGGUCUUGUUGCUUGUUCUUGUCCUCAAUCUUCGACCAGCGUCUGGCUCAGUUCACGAGAGAGUGCUUCAGCGAAUGUACACUAAAAGAGCAAGUAACAAUGACACCUGGCAGCCAGCAGCUGGAGUUAAAUGGCAAAUCCAGCUAUCCAACCCCGUUGAAGACAUCUCGAUGGAUGCGGAUAUCUUCGACAUCGACCUUUUCGACAACUCAGUAGACACUAUUUCCAAGAUCCACAAGAAGGGCUCUAAGGUUAUCUGCUACUUUUCCGCUGGUACAUACGAGGAUUGGCGCUCCGAUGCAGAUGACUUUAUCGACUCAGACUUUGGAAAUGACAUGGAUGACUGGCCGGGAGAAAAGUGGCUGGAUACUCAAUCAAGCAAUGUCCGCGGCAUCAUGCAAUCUCGUCUUGAUCUAGCACAGCAAAAGGGUUGUGAUGGCGUUGACCCAGACAAUAUUGAUGCAUACGGAAACGAUAGUGGCCUUGAUCUGACUGAGUCCGACGCGAUCGACUAUUUGACUUUUCUUUCAUCCGAGGCGAAAUCUCGUGGCAUGUCCAUUGGUCUGAAGAAUGGAGGCGACAUUAUCCCCUCUGUCAUUGAGCUGAUGCAGUGGUCUGUCAACGAACAGUGUGUUCAAUAUGACGAGUGUGAUGUCUAUGCUGCUUUCACCGAAGUUGGGAAGCCCGUGUUCCAUAUCGAAUAUUCUGGCGAGAUCGAUACCGACGUCGAUACCAGUAGCAAGUUAAGAGUUCGAGUGACAGAUCAGGAGAAGUUGUCUGUCUGCGAUGUUAUCAGUGCUGGGAGAUUCUCUACUGUGAUCAAGAACAUGAAAUUGGAUGCCUGGGUUGUAUACUGUUAG